Schistocerca nitens (vagrant locust) is the source of this 1889-nucleotide messenger RNA. RefSeq names its product POC1 centriolar protein homolog A-like. Gene Ontology annotation, molecular function: protein binding. Gene Ontology annotation, biological process: cilium assembly. Gene Ontology annotation, cellular component: ciliary basal body; centriole. The record is from RefSeq and is a predicted model, not a curated record. The coding region runs from base 137 to 1534 and encodes 465 amino acids. The transcript has 6 exons. NCBI's taxonomy places the organism in Eukaryota, Metazoa, Arthropoda, Insecta, Orthoptera, Acrididae.
CGGUAGAUUUGAGUUUGGAAUGUAAAUGUUGUAUGUGUUGUUUUUGAUAUUUGUGAUGUUUUGAAUAUUAUCGUGAGUUGUCAGAAACUGAUGUUUAUUUGUGUUGUACACGGUGCCGUCUAUAGAACUGUAUAAAAUGACUCAAGAAGAUCCAACUUUAGAACGUCAUUUCAGAGGCCAUCGCGGCGGAGUUACCGCGCUGUCAUUUAAUCCUAAUAGUAAACAGAUUGUUUCGAGUAGUCUCGAUUCAUAUUUAAUGCUAUGGAGUUUUUCAGACGGUGUGAGAGCUUUCAGGUUUAUUGCCCACAAAAAUGCAGUGACAGACGUCAAAUUUUCUCCCACUGCGCGUUUGAUGGCAUCUGUCUCCCGUGAUAGGACAGUACGUUUGUGGGUCCCGUCCCUGCAGGGAGAAACAGCUGCUAUUCAAGCACAUUCAGGUGUAGUGCGUUCUGUCGAUUUCUCACCUGAGGGAGGAAAAUUUCUUACAGCUUCUGAUGAUAAAAGUGCUAAACUAUGGGCAGUUCCGAGGAGAAAGUUUAUUACAAGCUUCACUGGCCAUACACACUGGGUGCGCUGCGCAAGAUUUUCUCCGGAUGGAAAAACUGUAGCUACAUGCUCGGAUGAUAAGACGGCGAGAUUGUUUGAUAUUGACAGCGGACAGAAUAUUAAGGUGUUUCCUGAGCUGGGUGAUUCGGGAUUGAACAUAGAAUUUCAUCCCUCAGGAAUGUAUUUUGCUGUUGGACUCACAAAUAGUGGUGUGAAACUGUAUGAUAUACGAACAUACAAGCUUCUACAGAAUUAUAAAUGUCACUCUGGAGCUGUCAACAAACUGGCUUUUCAUCCAAAUGGGAACUAUAUUCUUACUGCUUCUGCAGAUUCCACGAUGAUGGUGCUUGACUUAUUAGAAGGUCGGCCAGCAUACACACUUCAGGGCCAUGAAGGAGCUGUGACAGCUGUCACAUUUUCUGCAACUGGAGAAUAUUUUGCAUCUGGUGGACAGGACUGCCAAGUUUUAGUGUGGAAGACUAACUUUGACAAAGAAGAAGUCCUCCGAGAAAAUCUGAAGCAUUCUUCUCAUUCAUCAAUAAAAGAAUCAUCAACAGCAUUCAAUGAUCCAAUAAAAUUUUCUGCAGUUGAUGCCCGGAAGAGUGUUCGUCAAAAUGUGGGGCCAGACGUUCCUGUGAGCACAGUACGAUCAACAAGGUCAACAAGGUGCAACAAUGCUAAUGGUGAUGGAGACGGAGAGUAUGCUCAUAUAAAUGAUAAUUGGUCAGAAACAGCCACGGUUGCAUCUAAAAUCUACAGUGACAAUCCAAAAGAAUCUGAAUGCAAGAGUAUGGAUACAACUAUAGUAAACACACUGGAACGUCUAUGCGACCAGAUAGAUGCUUUGCGUUCAGCAGUUGAGUGCAUGGAAGAAAGACUCACUAAUGUUGAGGAUCGGCUGCGUGAUGUUGUGGAUAAAAUGAGUCCUACACAUGAAACAAGUCUGAAGAAGGAAAAUUCACGCAACAGUGUUGUCUUCCUCGAUUAAUUUUAUGAGCUGAUAAAUUUACUUUAUUUGCUUUCUGUACUGCACUUGGCUGUGUCACGUCAUUUUUUUUGAGGUUAUGUUAAUUGUGUAUGUUAAUUUCACUUGAGUUUUUUUUUAACUUUCACUAAUGUGAUUUUAUGAGAGAAACAGAACUGAAUAAUUUUUACUGUUCAGGGUGAAAACUUAUUAUAAAGGCAAGGGUUUUACUACUCCCUGUAAUCAUGUUUGGUUGUGUAAUUAUUAUUAUUUAUUCAUGAAUUUUAAAUAUUCUUUCAAAGCCAAAGCUAUUAUUUUUAAUUCCAGCAAAGCUGGAAAUUUGAUCUUAACAGAAACAUUAAAGAGAACAAAAAUGUCA